Messenger RNA from Aspergillus pseudonomiae, 2779 nucleotides. RefSeq names its product FAD binding domain protein. Gene Ontology annotation, cellular component: cytosol. Gene Ontology annotation, molecular function: [methionine synthase] reductase (NADPH) activity; FMN binding; flavin adenine dinucleotide binding. The record is from RefSeq and is a predicted model, not a curated record. Gene Ontology annotation, biological process: homocysteine metabolic process. The transcript has 2 exons. Lineage: Eukaryota; Fungi; Ascomycota; Eurotiomycetes; Eurotiales; Aspergillaceae. The coding region runs from base 336 to 2102 and encodes 588 amino acids.
CACGUCUCUGGUUCCCGGCUCUCGAUUGAUCUGGCCAGUACCCUUGUUUCGACAAGUGAUCAACCCGUUCUUGUAUCAAUUACGUACCGACACAAUGGGUAUGUGGCUCACCUUUUGGCAGUUAUCGCCAAUUGACUCUCCGGACUAUAUAGCUGACCUGGGUUGCUAUAACAGUACAUGCCGUUCCUUCACCACCGCCGAGGUCCACGGCGGUGUCAAAGACCUCAUAUACUCCCAAUGGCGAUCACCAUGCCAUUCCGGUGUCGUCCACCUCGCAUCCGGAUAACCCGGUGCCAGAAGAACCUCGCGGUGUGAGGUCACUGUCGGUGACGGAUAUGAGCUUCCAUGUUUCGUCCGCGGAAACCGAUAGCACUCCUAGUUCGGGAUCCCCGUCGACUGUUCCUACUGAGCCUCAGUCGGACGCUGAAGACCUGACCGAGAAGUCAGAGGAAAAUGGCACCGGCCAUCGACGCCGAGCCUCGACCGUGCUUAUCUCUCAGAAUGCCGCCGAUAUGCAACGAGUCCUGCAAAAUGUUGGCGCUCCAGGCACACAGAAGAUUCAGCCGUUGUGUUGCGGCGGUGGAUGCUGCCGUAGCCAGCCCCUGAUCCGAGGUGACGGACCUGUCUCCGGCAUCGUUGUGACUCCACCUCAGAAUCAAGCCUAUGACGCUCUCAAGCUGAACGUCGAUCUCCUUACGGUGGAUAGUGAGCUCACCGAUGUUGUUGACCUUCCCGCAAAGACGGUAUCCUUUGCAGCGAUCCCUGCAUCGGCUGUGGAGAUGCAACUUGGACCAAAGGAUCACCCCCCUCCCUUCGUCCAACCCCACCCCCCGUACAAUGUAUACCGCGCUCCCCUGCACCACGCGCGAGAACUCACCAAGGCCGGUGCGGAGAAACGGACCUACCACUUCGACAUCGACGUGACCGACUACCCUGCGGAAAGUGGCAACGUGGACUUUGUUGUUGGCGGUGCAAUCGGCGUAUGUCCGAUGAACAAAGAGGAGGAGGUCGACGAUAUCUUCAACUGCCUUGGAGUUCCCAAAUCGAUCCGUGAUAAGAAGAUUAUAGUGCGCACAAGCACGGGCCGAUGGCCCACUAUCUGGGGUGACGACCAAGCCCGUGAAUUGAUCACAACGCGCAGAGAGCUCCUGAACUGGUGCUCAGAUAUCCAGAGUUACUCACCCUCGAAGGAACUGUUCCGUCUUUUGGGUGAAUACGCCAGCGAGCCAAACGAAAAGAAGAUUCUCAUGUUCCUCGCCUCCGCCCAGGGCCAAGGCGCCUUCUGUGAUCUCCGUACCGCCUCUCAUGUCUCCGUGUCUCAACUCCUACACGCAUUCCCCUCCUCUCAGCCACCUUUGGACCAUCUUCUUUCCGUUCUCAACACCCUGAUGCCCCGCUUUUACUCUCUUUCUCAGGACCCCCUCCUCUCCUCCGCCCAAAAAGAUGGCCAAUCCCGCCGUCUCGUCGAAGUUGCCGUCAGUGUGGCAGAGUCCAAUGACUGGAAGGGCGGAUUGCGAACCGGUGUAGGAUCUGGAUAUCUUGAGCGGCUGGCACGACAAGUGGUCGAGGCAGAGCGUCAGGGCAUCGACCCGUCGACUCUCAACCUUUAUGUCCCCAUGUUCCGAGGCCUGAUGGCCAACCCACUGGCUAAGCGGUUCCAUUCGGACGGCCCCAUGCUCCUGAUUGGUGCUGGUGUGGGCAUUGCUCCCUUCCGUGGUUUCGUCCAGCGCCGUUUGCAGUCGGCCAACUGCGCCAACAAGGUGUGGGUUCUGCAAGGUGUGCGUGAUUCCCUGCUGGACGAGCUCUAUCGCGGCGAAUGGGGCGUCGAUGAGGAGAAGGUCCGAACCGUGGUGCAGAGCCGUCGCGGUGAAAGCAAGUACGUCCAGGAAGAGGUCCGUCAUCAAGCCGACCUGGUCUGGUACGUUAUCAACGCGCUGGACGGACGUGUCUUUGUUUGCGGUAGCGGCAAGGGCAUGGGCGAGGGCGUUGAGGCUGCUCUCGUUGAUGUGGCUAUGGCCAAGGGCAACCUCAACGAAGAGGAGGCCAAAUUGUUCUGGGACAACAAGAAGGAAGCUGGCCAGUACAUUGCUGAAACCUGGUGAUGGCAUAUAUAUCUUUCUCGAAGUACAGUCGAGCUGGAUUGAACUCGGCAGUUUAUACAUUAUUUGGGUCUGGUAUAUUGGUUUACCGCAUGCAUUUGGGAUGUAUAUUCGGACUUUUGGGUUGCGUACAUUUGUGUGAUUCUUUGUUUGGUUGAUAUUAGCGGGUGGAUUUCUGGUUACCUGGUUGAGCCGGGCUUUUUCUUACUAUCAAAACUAUGGUUGUUACAUCAUAGAUUAUCUGGUAGCAAUACCUCAUGGACAUAUUAUUGGGUUAAAACUUCCUCAUUACAACUCGAGACAUUCUAUAUGAAGACCUCAAAGAUCUAUGUACACGGCAAAGGCAAUACCUACAUAAACUCCACACAUUGCCACCGGCCUCUACUAGUGUAAACCUGAACUUUUCUUACUAAAUUCAGAAACCUUCAUUGGUAAACUCGUAGAGCGGACGGUACCCUGUCUUUCCACAUCCUAGGCACCUAUUCUAGGGGUCAGAUGAUACAAAGCCCUUUUUACCAAAAGACCACAAUUACCCGCGAGAUAUCUCUUGAGGGUCCUAGAACCUACUAAGUAGCACACUAGAUAGCCAAGGUCACCGCGUGCCCUACACUGACCCUAAGUAGCCAGGACGCAUAUCAACCCUAACCACGAACCAGGGCUCUCUUACCCGAGCAGUAAUC